Molecule: messenger RNA, 498 nt
Organism: Plenodomus lingam JN3
Lineage: Eukaryota; Fungi; Ascomycota; Dothideomycetes; Pleosporales; Leptosphaeriaceae
Source: RefSeq, a predicted model, not a curated record
AUGGCAAACAGCGGAAAAGACACGAAUGGAAGCCAAUUCUUCAUCACCACCGUUAUCACCAGCUGGCUCGACGGCAAGCACGUCGUCUUUGGCGAAGUGCUCGAAGGCUACAACGUGGUCGAAGCCAUUGAAAAUUUGCCCAAGGGCAGCGGCGACAAGCCCCUCAAGCCCGUCACCAUUGCCAAGAGCGGCGAGCUCGAGGUCCCUCCGGAAGAUCUCUACGGUGUUGCGGAGCCCGCGACUCCCGGUGACAAUCUCGACGUUACGGCUGCAUCGAACAACAAGGAGGAACAGGCUACUAUUCAGUCGUCGGAAUCGGUCAAGUCGACUACUCCCGGUUUGGCCGCUGCUGUUGCUGCCGCGGCUGGUGGAUCUGCUGAGGGACUGUCGGUCGCACAAAAGGUGUUCAUCAUUGGUGGCGUCGCUACUGUCUGCACGCUUUUUCUCAAGUCUAGAGGUAACGGCAGUGGGCAUGCGAAGACGAGGAGUAUGGCUUAG